Messenger RNA from Lolium perenne, 1015 nucleotides. NCBI's taxonomy places the organism in Eukaryota, Viridiplantae, Streptophyta, Magnoliopsida, Poales, Poaceae. The record is from RefSeq and is a predicted model, not a curated record.
GUCAAUGGCGUCCCCCAGCGGAUCGUGGAGGGGCUCCUACAUGCGGGAGGACGACAUCGAACGCCUGGUGCGCCUCCGGCGGAUCCCGCAGUCGGUCAUCACGCGGGUGCCCGGCGAGGAGACGGAGCCCGAGCCGAGGGACGGCGAGCGCGUCGUCUUCGGCGCGCAUCUUGACCGCGGGCUGGGUCUGCCGGCUUCGCCGUUCUUCCGGCAAUUCCUCGACCACUUCGGCCUCCAGCCGCACCACCUGCCGGCCAACGCGUGCGUCCUCCUGAGCUGCUUCGUAGCGUUCAUGGAGGCUUACGCCGGCUUGUGGCCCGACAUCGACUUCUGGAGCCGGCUCUUCUUCUUGAAGGCGCAGACCAACGACGGCCGCCUGCGAGCCUGCGGCGCCGCCUCGAUCUACACCCGGCCUGGUACGCCUUUCCCCAAGAUCCCCACCGUCGACUCGGUGAAGAACUGGCAAAUGUCAUUCUUCUACGUGCGCAACGAGGGGGAGCUCGUCGACCGGAUCAACCUGCCGGAGUUCAAUCCGGCUCCUCCAGUCGGCCGGAUCAACUGGAGCCACAACGCCCGCUCGACGGACCAGAACGCCGAGGUGAACCUGCUCUGGGAUCUCCUGGCGACAGCCACCGCUGGCGGGCUGACUGCCGAAGAUCUUCUCUGCACCAUCGCCGAGCGCCGGGUGCUGCCGCUCCAGAUGCGCACCCACAAGAUCGGGCACAUGUCCGGCCGGUUCGAUCCGAACCGGACGUCCAAGGUGCCGCUCACCAAGGCCCAGGUGGCCAGCCGGGUGAACCACAUCACCAAGGCGAACCUGGCGGAGGACUGGAGCUACGGGCUGGUGCCCUGCGACAGGAACCAUCCACCGGCGCGGGUUUUUGAGCGCCAGAACGCCGAGGACGGCGACCUGGCGACGAAGAGGUGGACGCCGGAUCUCGUCGAUCCGGCUGACCAAGCCGGCGACCAUGCCGGCGACGACGACCUCCCUCCGAGACGUGGGCCGGCUGCCUGA